Molecule: messenger RNA, 1146 nt
Organism: Staurois parvus
Lineage: Eukaryota; Metazoa; Chordata; Amphibia; Anura; Ranidae
Source: the annotation of a GenBank genome assembly
GUAAUGGGUGUUGUGGGUCCCUCUAGUGUUGCAGAUGGAUUACCUCUCCUCCAUCUUAGUCCAUACCUUUCCCCUCCUCUACCCUUCAGUACAGCAGUUGUCAGGCUGGUAGCACUGCAGAUACAGGCUUUAAAGGAGGAUUUCCCCUUGAGUCAUGUGAUCUCACCUUUCACUAAUUUGGAAAGACGCGAGGGGAUGCUUCUCAACCUGCUAAUUCCUUUUGUGUUGACAGUUGGAUCAGGAAGCAAAGAUAGCCCCUGUCUGGAGCAGCCUGAAGUCUUCUUGCUGUUGCAGACUGUGAUAAAUAUUCUGCUGCCUCCACGUAUCAUAAGCACUUCCCGUAGCAAGAACUUUAUGCUGGAAAGUUCACCUGCACACUGUUCUACCCCUGGUGAUGCUGGGAAAGAUCUUCGAAGGGAAGGACUUGCAGAUUCUACCAGUCAAGCUGCUUAUCUUGCUCUGAAGGUUAUUUUGGUCUGCUUUGAACGCCAGCUGGGAAGUGAAUGGUAUCAGCUUAGCCUGCAAGUUAAAGAGAUGGCUCUGAGAAAGGUGGGGGGAUUGGCUCUCUGGGACUUCCUCGAUUUCAUUGUAAGAACUCGGAUCCCAAUAUUUGUUCUCCUUAGACCUUUCAUCCAGUGUAAGUUGCUAGCACAGCCAGCAGAGACUCAGGAAGAGCUGAGUGCACGACAGCACAUUGCAGACCAGCUGGAGAGGCGUUUCAUCCCUAGACCUCUGUGCAAGAGCUCCCUUAUAAAUGAAUUCAAUAAUGAGUUGAAGAUCUUGAAGGAGGCAGUUCAUAGUGGUUCAGCAUAUCAAGGGAAGACAUCCAUCAGCACAGUUGGGACCUCCACCUCUGCUUACCGUUUGAGCUUGGCCACAAUGUCUCGCUCUAACACAGGAACUGGAACAGUGUGGGAACAGGACAGCGAACACUCACAGCAAGCCUCACAGGACACACUCAGUCGCACUGAUGAAGAGGAGGAAGAAAAUGACUCUGUGAGCAUGCCCAGUGUGCUACGAAGGCCUUUACUUUCACGUCAGAAAACACAAACUGAACCAAGAAGUCGCCAUGGGGCUAGACUCUCAACUACUCGUAGGAGCAUACAACCUCGAGCCAAGCAGAUACGAGAGGAAGAUCAAAAAGCA